AUGCAAUCACACAUUCCAAAUGCCUUCCGCGCCAUUGUGGGCGCGGUUACCCUUGCACUCCUCACUGCAGCAAACCCGGUGGCACUCGAAAGUGGCUCAUGCCCGCGUGCGACAACUGUCAUCGCCACGACCACGAUCGCUGCUACGGCUUCUCCAACCGCAGCUUCGUCUCUGGUGACUGCAACCCCAGGUACUCCAGUAUCCCCAAAAAUUCUUCUCAUCGCGAAUGAGUUCGAGUUGGAUUAUCUCGAGGAGUACAAUUUUACCACCCAAUACACCGGGGACUUGUUUGAACAGGUCUUCGCCUGCACCGCCGACGGCACGAUCUGCAAACUUGCCUGCGGUCAAGAGCUAGUCUCCGCAUCUCAGAUCACCUCCCUUCUGUUGAUUUCUGGGGUCGAUCUCACCAAAACCUACGUCAUUAUCUCUGGUACUGGGGGGGUAAAUCCCAAAUACGGUACUGCUGGAGGAGCUGCUAUCAGUACGUUUGGAAUCCAAUGGGAAUGGGGCGACAUGUUUCUCGGAUCCGAUCUGCCGGCCAAUUUCUCGGGACAAUACUUCUCUUCAUAUGCGCAAGACGCGCCCUACAAAUACCCUUCCACCGUUGGAACAGAGGUGUACAAGCUUAAUGAGGCUCUUGUCGAUCGAUUCUACAGUAUCGGCAGCACGGUCACAUAUGAAGAUGUCCCCGAAGCUUCACAAGAGCUCAGGGCCACCUAUAUUCAUGAUGCAGCAAAACAGGCUCCCUUCCUAGCAAGAUGUGACACUGUUUCUGCACAGGCGUAUUGGCAUGGAGAUGUGGCGGGGGAGAAUGUUGAAUACUACGCCAAUGUCAUUACAACCGGGAAAGCCCGCCCUUGUAACACCAAUCAGGAUGAUACGGGAAGGCUUGUAGCUUUGUUUUUGGGCGCGGUCCAUGAGAAGAUCGACUUUAGCAGAGUUGCAAUUAUCAAGGCUUUCAGCAAUUUUGAUCGGCCUCCCCCACAGUUGACGGCUUAUCAAUCUCGCUUUUCUGUCGGAGAAGGUGCAACUGAGCCUGGCCUCAGAAACUCAUGGAAAACAAUUGUGGCAGUUGUGAAUGAUGUGUUGGAGAACUGGGAGACGAUCUUCGAGGCCGGUAUCAAGCCGAACACAUAUAUGGGCGAUCUAAAGGAGAGAUUGGGUGGAUCCUCGGACUUUGGAACAACAGCCGGGGCUGCUCCUGGGUCGGUGCAAGGUGCCUAG
Molecule: messenger RNA, 1224 nt
Organism: Penicillium arizonense
Lineage: Eukaryota; Fungi; Ascomycota; Eurotiomycetes; Eurotiales; Aspergillaceae
Exons: 1
Coding region: 1-1224 (407 amino acids)
Biological process (GO): transmembrane transport
Cellular component (GO): endoplasmic reticulum
Source: RefSeq, a predicted model, not a curated record